Suillus clintonianus is the source of this 1968-nucleotide messenger RNA. Its product is annotated as putative dimethylaniline monooxygenase (N-oxide-forming). The coding region runs from base 7 to 1761 and encodes 584 amino acids. NCBI's taxonomy places the organism in Eukaryota, Fungi, Basidiomycota, Agaricomycetes, Boletales, Suillaceae. The record is from RefSeq and is a predicted model, not a curated record. Gene Ontology annotation, molecular function: NADP binding; flavin adenine dinucleotide binding; N,N-dimethylaniline monooxygenase activity. The transcript has 10 exons.
GGAAACAUGUCUGGCUCAAACAACCUUUCAACUCCGUUAUCCGCUGAGGUCAUUUCCUCCACGUGGCUUGGUACAUUGAUUUCCGACCUAUCCAGCCCCACUUUCUCUCUCAAAAACUCCUUUACCGAUGAUAGCUACUGGCGGGAUCUCUUGGCAUUCACUCCUGAUUUUCGCACUAUACACACACUUCCCGAGAUCCAGCAUUGUUUCUCCAUUCCCGUUGCUGACGCGCGACCAAGUCAGUUUCGGAUCUUACCUGGUGUUCAUCAUCGGUGCACUGGUCCUGGAAAAUCAUUCGUCCAAGGAAUUAUUCAAUUUCAGACGGCGAUCGCAGAGUGCACUGGCGUCUUCACUCUUGUUCAAAGUGACGACUCCUGGAAGGCUUGGUCCUUUGUGACCAUGAUGGAUCGUUUACUUGGAGUGGCAGAUCGCGUUAAUGCCAGUCAAACGCCCCUGUGCAGCCCACCUGAGUGGAAGACUGUAAUGGAAUACACAGCGGUCAUCGUUGGUGCAGGUCAGUGCGGCUUAUCCAUUGCUGCCCGUCUGGAGAACCUCGGCGUCUCUACUCUCGUCGUGGAGAAACGUAGCGUAUUGGGUGAUAGUUGGCGCUCUCGAUACGAGGCGCUGGAGACAAAUACAUCCAGAGCGUUCAAUCAUCUUCCUUUCGUCCCGUUCCCGGAGAGAUAUGGGGAGUAUAUCCUCAGCACCGAUGUUGCCGAAUAUCUUGAAAAUUACCAGAGGACUCUCGGUCUUCACGUGUUGACUUCGGCGUGCGUUUCUGCUGCUUCAUACGAUUUUUUGACAGAUACCUGGACGAUCUCUGUAUCUCUUUCGGACCGAUCCUCUAUGACUGUGACGGCCCGGCACCUGAUUGCGGCCACAGGUGUCGGCACGUUGGGAGGUACAAUCCCGUUUAUGCCACCUAUUCCAGGCAAGAACUCCUUCCUGGGAAAUAUUCUCCAUUCAAGCGAAUAUACGUCCUCCCGCUGCGGCAGUGCACGGAAGGCGGCGGUUAUCGGCGCAGGAUGCUCUGCGCACGAUAUUGCUCAAGACUUGACGAAAAACGGGUCGCGAACGGUACUUGUGCAGCGUUCGCCAACCGCUGUUGUCAGUCGGCAGGUGCUGAGUCGUUCGUUCCCAGGUUUUUUUGGGCAGGAUAUCCUUUCGACAGAUAUCGCCGACCGCUUCUACGUCGCUCUCCCUUUGCCGGCUCUACAAACUUUCCAGCAUGACAUUAUGGAGAGCAAUGCCCACAUUGACCGAGACCUCAGGGAUGAUUUGUCCCGUCAAGGUUAUCUCCUUCCCGGCCCUGGGGACAACUUCUUAAACCGUCUCCUCAUUCGUCGGGGCGGCUACUAUAUUGAUCGGGGUUGCGCAAAGCUUAUCACUUCUGGCCAGAUCGCCGUCAAGUCUGGGCUUGAGAUUUCCUGCUUCACACCUUCUGGCUUGGUAUUCGAUGAUGGCUCGCAAGUGGAAGCUGACCUUGUCAUUCUCGCGACUGGCUACACGAGCUCUACAAUUAAAGAAGUCGCCGAGAGCCUUUUUGGGCCCACGGUUGCGGAUACUGUCCAUGACCUUGGAGCACGGGAUAGUAAUUUGGAGUUUGCAGGGAUUUGGAGGUCAUCUGGACACAAAGGUCUUUGGUUUGCGGAGGGCGAUCUGUUCUCUGCACGCUUCUACUCCCAGCGCCUCGCAUUACAGAUAAAGAUGAGGGAGAUGGAAUUGCUUGGUCCAGACCAGAGUACCUAUAUAUCAAGCUGAUCUGUGUGUUCACAAGCUGUAUGGUGCCUCGUUCACAGAGUCCGCUGUGUAUAUCGAUUGACGUAGUGUGAGUAAAUUUGGAUAGUACAUAGACCUGUAUUGAACUCCCGCUAUGCCACUAGUAGUGUGGCUUUAGCCUAGAGCUUCCAUUAUCUAAUAUAAUUUAUGUCUGCCUAGAUAGUGUAAUAGGCAGGGUCAUCUGGUCGU